Seriola dumerili (greater amberjack) is the source of this 5288-nucleotide messenger RNA. RefSeq names its product mucin-17-like. The transcript has 4 exons. The coding region runs from base 69 to 4289 and encodes 1406 amino acids. NCBI's taxonomy places the organism in Eukaryota, Metazoa, Chordata, Actinopteri, Carangiformes, Carangidae. The record is from RefSeq and is a predicted model, not a curated record.
CUGUGGUGGACCCUGUGUUGAUAGAAAACUCAGAGCGUAUUCUGAGCAAGGUCCAAACACUGGCCCGGAUGUAUAGUGCCAAAGCCAGUACCAUGAAGAUCCCGCUGCAUCAGAAACGGGCCAGCACUGUACGGAACCAAUCAUGGGGCUCAGGUAGACUGUCUGGACACUCAACUCUAACCCUGACACAGGUUCCAUCCCAGACUCAACAACAGACCCCUUCUAAGAACUGGCAACAAACACAAUACCAGAUGGGAAUCAAUAAAUCAGAUACCCACACGGAAUCCGAAACUGGAACACAAACUCACAUCAAGACCAAGGUUCAGAGCCAAACCCAAACACAAACUAGGCAGCAAUUGCAGAUCCAAACUAAGAGCCAAAUCUCGAGUCAGGCACAGACUCAUUACCAAAGGCAAUACCAGACUCAGACCAUGAGCUGGGAGGACCAGAGGAUCCAGGAGGAGGGGAUGAUAAACAGAGCAGAGAGCCUGACAGUUGAUUUCCAGAGGUUGGUGAUGCCCCCCUGUGAACCUCUGCUCUUUGGUCAUGUGUUUGUCAAAGAGCAGCUGACCUCAGCCUGUCACCACCAAAUGAAUGACUUCACCCUCUCCAGGCCCAGGGACUUCAUCUCUGCCUUGACUAAAGAAAGAGACUCUGUUGUAGGCUGUAGAUCAGGUGACAAAUCCCAGACCAGCUCCCAGAGUCCUAGGGAAAAUCCAGUUACCUCACAAAGAGAUCAAUCUUCCAAUCAGGCACAGGAUAACAGCUAUGACCCGGGGCGCACCUCCUCUGACAGGUGCAUGGCUUCUGCAUCUGCCAGGAGUCACCUCAGUGCACAACCUGAAGAUCAGAGCUACAGUUCAUGCUGCUCUGCCACAAACACACCCUCGACUCCAAACAUGACCUUGGAUUGUGGAGUCACCAAGCUCAGCUCCACCUGUUUCGCAGGGAAAGAUGAAGCCCUGCAUCAAAAUAGAGAGGUUUAUACAGAUACUGAGGAGACAGAGAAAAAAGGGGGGUCACAGCAGAGUGCUGCACACCCUGUCUCCUCAGUCAGAGAAGACUCAACAUCUGCAAACAUCAUUACCCAGCCAGCACACAAAUACAAGCAGGAUAUACCAGCUGCACAGUAUAUACAAAAUAAACAUGUACCAGAUACGGACAACAUUGAUUACUUAACUAAAGACGUGCCGGGUGCUCAUGCAGAGCCUGAACACUUGGUUUGUACAAAAAACCUGGAUGGAGAGCCGGUGCUGACUUUAGCAAAGAAAGAUGAACUCCGAAGUGAUCAGACAAAAUUAAAUGAGACAAAGUGUGACUUAAAUUCUCCAUCACAAACCAGGAUGAUUGUACAGGGUUCAGCAGUGAUCUUUUCAGAGGAGCCACCUUUCCACAGAUCCUCAAGAGACCUGGUUAUUCCACCAUCCCCGAGCCAGCCUUUGCACUUGACCUUUGACCCCUUUCAGGUGAAUCUCACCUCAGAGGAUCACAAAGCAAGAGAAAGGGCAGCACUAAGUCCAGGUCCAUCACCAAAUCCCACGCAACCACAGUCUCAAUCAGCACAGUCAGGAGACUGUCUACCAACAUUCAUUAGCCAGAGGCUACCAGAAAUACCCACUACUACGGGUAAACAGGCCCUGUCUAACACCUUGAAUCUCAAUUACACCACUCCAUAUGAAUGCAGGGAACCAGACCAGCAGGACUCAGGAUCCCCUAACAACCUGCCCAUCUUUAGCCUCCUUUCAGGCCGCCACCCACCCUCCUGUCUCUCCAUGGAGACAACCAGCCUGGGGGAGCCACCCAACCCAGCCAUUGCCACCCAUAGCCAGGACACAGAACCCACCUCGGCCCCCUCAGCCUUCAGUCCCAGCUUAAGACACCGCUCCCGUUCUCCUGUUAGAGCUCCUCCCGCCUCCUCUCCCCUGCCGCUGUCCCCCUCCUCUGUCCGAGUGCCUCCUUGCUCAUCACUGUUCACUGUCGUUCCAGCAUCUUCUCUGACCCCUGGAUCCAGUGAAGGCUUCACCUCCCCAAACACUGGCUCCAGGGCUGUUCCCUCUUCAUCCCCUACUCCCUCUGCUGGCAUGACAGCCCCACCUGCCUCGUCUCCAACACCUUCCUCUGCUUCAGGGAGGUCUUUAUCAGUAAGAGCAGGUGUUCCCUCCUCCCCUACACCAUCCUCUUCCCUCUGCUCAUCCCCCAUAACUUCUUCCUCUGCAUUUACCAGAUCUUUAGCUGCCUCCUGUAUCAGCCAGUCCAUCAGUCAGAGUAUGGCAAAAAAAAGCACUGCCCAGCAACAAGCCCCACCCAUAAACCCAGUAAAUCAAAGCCCCUCCUCCACUCCCUCCUUCCCCUCAUCUCAUCUACGACGGUGUUCCCCUUCUCCAAAACUCCCUCCCAGUCAGCAAAGUCCCAGUACACCUGCUUAUGUCCAGAUGGGGUACAUUAAAGAUGGGCACCAGCAUCCAAGGUGUCCACCAUCAUCUCUCCUAUCCUCUUGCCCUUCUCCAUCCCUCCUCCAGUUACCCCCUCCCUCUCUUUCACACUGCUCACCUUCCCCAUCUAUGAGUCUGGCCCAUCAUCAACCUUCCCACUCUCACUCCUCCUCUCAUCCUUCAUUCCUUCACUCAUCGCAGAAUGCAAACAACAACAACAACAACAACAACAACUUUAACUUAGCUGGUUUACCAACAGCGGUCAGCAGUGGAAGUAAUAUCAGCAGCUGUAGCAUUAACGGUGCUGUCAAUAAUGGGGGUUGGUCAGGAAGUCCUCAGAAGACACCGCUAGCUAAUGGUAGCACUAAUGCUACAGUAAUGCAACAAACCCAUGAUCCUCUGUGGUUGGGGUCACACAACCGUGUAGCUCGGCCUUUUUCUGCAUCCGAACCCAACUCACGAGUUCAGUCCCCAACUCCCUCCCCGACCCCUGCUUCGUUUGCUCGACUCUGCUCUCCACCUCCUCAACAUAAGUUCUCCACCCCCAUGGCAAACAAACCUCCCCACCCCCUGAGCACACGGGCAGGAGAUGCAAGUUCCCAUAAUCCACUAGGCCUCACUUUGGAGCUUCCCAGGGCCUCUUCAGCAAGUUCGGCAUUAGUACAGUCAUCGUCGUGCCUGAGCCCUCGUAUCCUCUCCCCUCCUCCCAUUGGCGUGUCAGUGAAUGUUUGGACAAAUAAUGUUGCAACACCUCAACCAAGAAACCCCAGAUUAUCUUCCUCUUCUCCUUUGUCUCCCUUUUUUUCCACCUCAGGCUCAGCAACUUUUCCCACUUCCUCUUCUACUUCAGUCCCACUGCAUAGCUGUAGAGCCUCUUCCCCGUCUCGACCCUGUCCUCCUGCGGUCCAAACACUCCACAGGUCUUUCUCCUCCAACUUGGCAGACAGACCCCCUAGUCCAGCCUGGAGCAACCCGAGCAGACUCCGCUGCUCCUGGGCAGAGAGUAGCCAUAGGUCCCUUUGUUUCAGUGGAAGUGGUCGAGGGUCUUUCAACCAGCAGGAGUCCUAUCCAACCAGCCCACUGAGCGGAUGGUCCUCAUACAACACCUCGCAGUCCUGCCUCAGCCCCCGACCCAGGCUUCAGUCCUCACUCUCAGCUAGCAGGCUUACCCCAAGGAAGGGCACCCUUGGUGGCCAGCAUUUCACCAGCGUGCCAUGGCCAGAUGUUCGAGAGCUUUCAAACAAAUAUAACGGGGCUGACUGUCUCGAUACAAUUGGUACUUCCACUAUCAUCGCCACCUCUCCUUCUCUCUGCUCCCUCUCUCAGUCCUUCCUCUCCUCUCCGGCUCCAUCAGACAGUCAGACAGAAUGGGGAGACCCAGAGCUAGAAGAGGGUAGCUGUCGUAGCCAGCUCAUCUGUGCCUAUGUUGCCCACCCCUUCCGUGAACAAAACCUCCCCUCAUGUCUGGCCCUGUCCUCCUCAGGCACCACCUCCCCUCCAAACAACUACCCAUCCGAAGUCAAACCACACCCUCAGGCCCAAAUCACCACCAGAACAUCUCCUGUACCCUCUGUCCACUCCCCCUUGCCCUCAAACUCAUCACCCCUACCUUUUGUCCAUUCCUCUCCUACCAAGCCUGGGAACCAGAAGACCAGUUAUGCCACCACAGUCAACCUCCAGAUCGCUGGAAGUGGCCGAAUAACCUCCUUCAGCACCGCCCAAGUUAGCCUGACCCAAACCCUUCAAGGUGGAGCAGGAGCUGGAGGACCGGGACAGGGGCAGAUGGUGAGGAGAGUGAGCAUCAACGGACUUUCACACCUUCCUCCCCCUCUUCCUCAGAAUUGCAACAGGCUUUAAAGAAAGCGAGAACUCUUCCUUCAUGGUCUUAUAAGGGCCAAAAGACAAGAUGGUGGUGGAAGUAAAAAAGGCAUUAGACAAUGUGUGUAUUUUGCUUUCUGUGCAGAGGAAGCAACACAGGUUAGUGUGUAACCCUUAGUCAGUGGUCCAGACCUUCACAAAUAUCCCCUGGCUGGACCUGAACCAUGAACCACUCUGCUUGCCACCAUGUUGGAAAUGAAAGAGCAAAGCGUGGGGUCCUUUGACCUGGGAAUAAGUUGUUCACAUCUAAGGGACAGAAUGAAUGUUUUCAACUCAAUGUGGCACAGAUUUGAAGACACAGUGUGAAGGGGAUGCGUAUUGGGUCUUGGCUUCUGCAAACGCUUCAUACCUGAACAUUAAACAUGAUCUUUCAAGAAUGGAAAUUCUACCUGCACGUGGUUCGUAUAUUGCAACCUGGGCUAAUGACUUUGAGUGGAUGCAGAUGGAAUUGCUUUAAAGAUCCUAAUAUGGUAAAGAGUAAUGACCAUGUCUCCAUCCAUGGAAAUGUAUCACUCAGCUCUGAUCUCGUAGGCUGAGCACCAAAACCCCUGACUGUCCACAGCUGUCCGAUCACUGGUCAAACGGCUGGACCAGUCUGAAGUCUGUUCAUUGGACAGAACAGCUCUGGACUCUGUCUGGUGAUGUGACGACUUCUCACAUGGAACUUUUCACUUUAGACAUUUCUGUAAAAGCCAGUUAACUCAGUAAGAUUUAAUGAGUGGGAGUUAAUCCAUUCUAACACAUCCUGCAAACACAUACACGUUGAAGGUCCAGUGUCCACAUUGCUGUAUGCAAUCUUUGUUACUUAAAGUUUGUUUUCCUAUUUUCUUUUAUAUAUUCUGUUGAACAAACAUCAGUGUUUGGCUGUCUGAGGUCAGUGUUGAGGAUGGGUAAUAACUGUGGUUAUUAUUAAUUCAUCAUUUUAACCAUUUUUAUAAUUCUUUUUAUUUUAUUGUUUAUUUAUAAAGUUAGUCUUUU